Molecule: messenger RNA, 1714 nt
Organism: Dicentrarchus labrax (European seabass)
Lineage: Eukaryota; Metazoa; Chordata; Actinopteri; Moronidae
Product: transcobalamin-1
Exons: 5
Coding region: 193-600 (135 amino acids)
Biological process (GO): cobalamin transport
Molecular function (GO): cobalamin binding
Source: RefSeq, a predicted model, not a curated record
GGUUAUCUGCCAGAUGUGUGGGGAUUGGUUGUUCCAGUAAGAUUUUACGUGUUGAGGAGAGCUUUAAAAGCUUCUUCCAACAGUGCAGGAGAUACUCAAAGAUUAAGGAUUUCCACUCAGAUCUCGACAACCAUAACAUCUCCUGCACCCUUACAGCUAUCUGUUGCUGUUGUCUGCUGUCCAGCAGUCGGAAUGAAGAUUCCUGCUCUGUUCUCCGCAGCCCUGCUGCUGCUGCUGCUUCCUGAGGUUCCAGCUGCAAGCUCUGGUCAAACUCCGAUUAGCAUCCUGGUGACAAACUCUGUAACAAACUCUCCCAAUCAGACCUACAGCACUCAUGUGGUCUACAGAGGAAUCUUACUGGGUGGAAUGAGGAGACUGCAGGAGUCCAACACAGGCUUUAUGUUCACUUACACAGAGGAUCCAAACUAUGGCCCGUACCUGCAGAGUGUGAACGGUUUGGCUGGAUGUACAGAGCAACGUACCUACUGGGAGCUGCUGGUCAAGAAAAAAAACAACCAAGUUAUAAGACCUGAUGUUGGUAUUGGAUGUUACAUUCCGAGUGCAAAUGAUCAGAUCAUUCUGAACUUUAACAAGUACUAAAGGAUCAGCAGCCACUGGACAUCAAGAUAAAAUUGAUUUGUGUUUGUUGUUCAGUGAGAAGUAGCAUCUGAAUACAUGGCCCCAUCCGUCAAUUGGAGAGUUUGCAUUACUUUGUCUUGAGUUUUUCACGAUUGUGUCAUGGGACUCUACCUUCAUCUGAAAUUUCCUGCUUGGUAAACUGAAACUUCCCUAUGAAGAUUUCUUCAUACUUUGGCAGCUGAAUUAUAUACUACUGUUAUCCACUUGAACAUGCUUUGUGUGAGUCCUCCAGAAAAAAAGGUCUAAACUGGGCUAAUCAAGUCUUCCACUGGAUCUCUAUAUAUACCACACUUGUCACUGUUUAAAGCUGCAGUAGGUAACUUUUAGUCAUAUUUGCUGAAACUUUCACUAUAUCCUGACAUUAGUACACGAGACAGAUAAUCUAAAAAAAAAAAAAAAAAAAAAAAAAAAAAGUUCCUCUGGCUCCUCCUAGUGCUCCUAAUGACAUUAAUAAUAAUCCACCGGGCCUGAAUGAAAACAACCAAUCAGAGCCAAGAAAGAUAUAAAUACACUUUGGGUUGGAGACUUGAAUAUAGUUCAUUGUUGAGUCUCAUUCCCAGCAUCAGUAUGUGAUGUCCUGGGAAUAAAAUUAGACAAUCAACUAUAUUUAUUCCUCUAGUGGAGAUCACCAUCAAACUAUCAAAUAUUGUACAAUUAGCUACACAAAAAAGAUUAGGUAAUUGUGGCCACAACCACACUGUAAUAAGUGCAACAUCAUGUAGGUUUAAUAUAAUUAAAAUAUUUGUGAUCUAGUUUGUUUUAUCCUAAAAAUGAUCAAUAUAUUUGUCCUCUAAAUUAAAUUCAUCAAACCUAUUUAUAGGUUGCUAAAAGUAUUUAUUCAGUUUAUGCACUAUUAUCAUCUCACCACUUCCAGCAGGAGCUUCACGUCACCGUUUCAUCAGCUGGUUCUCAGUAAAGCCUGUCUUUGAUAAUCACAACCAACCGAGUUUGUGUUCUGCUUGUGGGUUCCUCCGUUUAUCAUAACAGCUUCCUUUUCUAGUUUCUUAUGUUAUAUUGUAUCUACUUUUGACAUUUGUUAUCUAUUUUUUCAACUUUAUUAAAGCACCUUUUAACA